Triticum aestivum (bread wheat) is the source of this 1233-nucleotide messenger RNA. Its product is annotated as receptor-like protein 53. The record is from RefSeq and is a predicted model, not a curated record. Gene Ontology annotation, molecular function: protein binding. NCBI's taxonomy places the organism in Eukaryota, Viridiplantae, Streptophyta, Magnoliopsida, Poales, Poaceae. The transcript has 4 exons. The coding region runs from base 596 to 1204 and encodes 202 amino acids.
GCCAUCUUACCUUUUUCUCCUUCCCCUUCCCCCACGCCGCCGUCCUCGUCGCCCCCGCCGCAUCCGCGAGCUCCCCCGCCACCGCCGCCGCCGAGUGUGCAAACCGAGCGGCCUCAGGUCGGCGCCGUUCGCCUUGCCCGACCUCAGCUCUCUCUAUCGGCUCCCGGAAGGGAAGGGAGGACUUCGGAUGACCAGGAGCAGGUUGCGGUCAGUCAAUAUCCGGCCAUGGCCACCUGAAGGGAGACGACGCCCUUUGCAAGCGGGCGGCACCACAGCCUCCACAGAAUGUUAGAAGGUCUUGCACGUGGUCCUUGCGGGAAUCAGCUCCACAACCUGGCCAAGCAUGGUCUACACGGCGAGCCUGGCAGUCACUUUCUUUUGGACUAUCAACGGCAUCAGCGGACUAUAUGUAAUGUGUGUGCUCUGGAGCUUCACUUAUGAACUAGACCUGCACAACAUGAGCCUUCUCCUUGCCUUCGAGCUGCUGCUGCUCCUUCUUGCCUUGCCACACCUUUUUUGUGCCUCAAAUUCUACACAGACGCCACUGGAUCGUCAAGCAGAGGCACUUCUCCAAUGAAAAUCUGGCCUAAACAAUAUGUCCAAUGAUCGCCUGGACUCAUGGACAAAGGGAAGCAACCCCUGUGACUGGGAUGGCGUUGCAUGUAGCAACAACGUGCUGCCUCGUGGCCGUGACCAGGGUGAUGCUGCCCUAGUUGUGUCCAACAUUUCGCUUGCGGGGUUUGCCCCUGUUGGCAUGUUAGACAGGCUUCACUUUUCAGAUUUGCCCCAUCUUGUGUAUCUGGACCUUAGUGGCAACAUUCUCCAGGGCUCAAUCCCAUCAAACAUUGGUGCUCUUGCCCAGCUCACUCACUUGGAUCUAUGUUGCAGCAUUCUCCGGGGCUCAAUCCCAUCUAGCAUUGGUGCUCUUUCCCAGCUCACUCACUUGGAUCUAUCCAACAAUGAACUGAAUGGAUCUAUCCCAACAUCCCUAGAUUUGCCUCAUCUUGUCUAUUUGAACCUUGGUAACAACCACCUCUCGGGCGGAAUCCCUUCAAGCAUUGGGGCUCUUGCGGAGCUCACAUACUUGGAUCUGUCCAUCAACGACCAGAACGGAUCUAUCCCACCUUUCAUAGGCAAUUGUACAAAACUAUCUUCCCUCGAUCUCUCUUACUACAAUUUGUUUUUACCAUGGCUAGUAAAGUAGGAAGACUAGGGAAUUUGAUGAGCAUCUCC